GAGCACGCUCGAAUAAAUGCUAGCUGAUCUAUGCCGCCAUGGCUGGCCGCAAUACCCACAGAAUUGAUCAUCCUUUCGAGGACUUGAGCGACAAGCAGGUGGACGGACGCGCAGACCGACUUGUUGAAGAAUAUGGGUUGCAGGUGUGGCGUACGACAUUCGUCAAAGCAGCGCGCGUCCUCCGAAAUCCCAGAACUUGGCGUGCAGUCGAGCAGAUUGAUGCCAAUGGGGUUGCAGGACUCACGCCAGUCGAGCGAGCUGAUCUUCAACGUGAAGAGCAAGAGGCAAUUGAUCACGUCGACAGCAAAGCUCCGUGGACCCUUGAAUUCUGGAGGAAACAUCCCGCGCAUCUGAAAAAGCGCGCUGAUGAGCCACCCAGAAAGUCCGGUUUCUGGCACCAGCCGAAGGAACUGAGGACAACGAUCAUCAUCCUGUGCAUUGGAGCCAUCGUCCAGGGCUGGAAUCAAACUGGCAGCAAUGGCGCCAAUCUCACAUGGCCAGUCGAUUUGCUGAACCCGACACGUUCUUCUUGCGAAGCGCAAGGUGACCAAGCGUGGCUGUUUGCGAUUGUGAACGCAGCGCCGUGGUUCUCCGCCGCCAUCUUUGCCCUUCUCUUGUCUGAUCCCGCCAACGAACUUCUGUUCGGACGCAGAGCUGCAAUCAUCAUCUCCGCGGUUUUCAUUCUUGCCGCCUCUGUCGGUGGCGCACUGGUGAAGACAUGGCAGCAGUUUCUUGCCUGUCGGAUCAUUCUUGGUAUCGGCAUGGGCUGCAAAGCGUCUGUGGUCGCCGUUUUCGCAGCUGAGGUCGCGCCAGCUCGCAUUCGAGGAUCGCUGGUCAUGAACUGGCAGCUGUUCGACGCGUUCGGCAUCUUUCUCGGAUUUAGUGCGAACUUGAUGGUCGCGCCGUUGGGGACCACGUCGUGGCGCUGGAUGACAGCGUCCUCCGCUUUCCCGACCAUCAUCCUUCUUGCACUGGCUGUCAUUGCCUGCCCAGAAUCGCCUCGUUUCCUGAUGGGAAAGGGAAAAGACUACUAUCCCGAAGCCUACGAGACGCUCAGUCGACUGCGCGGCUCACGCGUCCUGGCGGCGAAAGAAUUACUCUACACGCACUAUCAGCAGAACGUUGAAUUGAUCAUCGCAAGGCAUGUCGACAGCAAUGACCAUGACAGGCCUGUGGACUCCGACGACGAAAGAGACGACGACGUUGGGCGAGUCGAUCACAUCGUCGCUCGAACGCAGAGUCCCAAUCUCUUCCAGAAGUUCGGACAGCUAUUCACGAUACCUCGCAUCCGCAAUGCUACACUGACGGCCGUUGUUGCCAUGGUAGCGCAACAGCUGUGCGGCGUGAAUGUUCUGAUCUUCUACUCAUCGACAAUAUUCGCGACAACGAGCGGAGUCCUGUGCGAGGACGUUGACUCUCGCGAUCUUGUGCGCCCACUGAUGAUGAGUUGGGGCAUAGGCCUUGUCAACUUCCUCUUUGCCUUUCCAGCUUACUGGCUGAUCGACCAGAAAGGCAGACGCUGGCUACUUACCACAACCUUGCCGUUUCUGCUCGGCUUUAUGGGCGCUGCGGCACUGAGCUACAUUGGAGGUUCGCAUGAUGAAGCUUUGGCAGUCUUCUCGUAUAUCUUCAUUGCGAUCUACAGCUGGGGCAUGGGACCUGUUCCUUUUACAAUCAGCGCAGAAGUCUUUCCGCUAGACCAUCGCGUCGCUGGGAUGUCGUUCGCAGUCUUCACAAAUUUGCUCGGAGCUGGACUGCUAACACUCUUCGUGCCGGCGAUAACUGCGUCGUCCCUCAGCCAUGGCGGACUGCUUGGAAUCUUCACAUUCCUCAACCUGGUUGCGUUCGUGCUGGUUUUCUGCUUUGUGCGCGAGACUGUCGGAGCGGCUGAUCGCGACAAUCCUGGCAAUAUGACAGCCCUCGCUCUUGAAGAACUCUACAAGAUAUUCGAGGUGCCUGCCAAAGGGUUCUGGCAGUACCAGGUUCUCGAGGUGAUACCGCUUUGGCUGUCACGACUCCGCUGGUACCUUGGUGGCUGUCGAACUGCGGAGCCGAGAAGACCUGAGCCUUUGUAUCGAUGGUGGGAAGUGAAUGACCCCAGGGAGAUGCAGAACAUCGUUCAGCGCGAAGAGAUGAGCGAACGGGAACAACCCGACUGA
Messenger RNA from Cercospora beticola, 2159 nucleotides. RefSeq lists its product as uncharacterized. NCBI's taxonomy places the organism in Eukaryota, Fungi, Ascomycota, Dothideomycetes, Mycosphaerellales, Mycosphaerellaceae. Gene Ontology annotation, cellular component: membrane. Gene Ontology annotation, molecular function: transmembrane transporter activity. The record is from RefSeq and is a predicted model, not a curated record. Gene Ontology annotation, biological process: transmembrane transport.